GACUCAGUCCUGUGGACCGCGACAUGUCCCAAACUCGAGGGAGUUCUCUGUUUCACUGAUUCAUUAUCAGUCCGAUUAAUUUGAGGAGUGGAAUCAUACGUGUAUAGGGAGCAAAAAGGAGAAUACUAAAGAAUGUGAGCGGAUGUGCAUCUGGACACUUUCACCGCGUCUCCAGCUGAGACUGUCCGACAGGAGCAGAUGCGGGUAAAGCCCAAGGACACAACGGCCUGACGCAGUGGCGGCCGAGGCGGGUUUCGAACUUGGAGUUCACCAACGCCCCUUGAUCUGAUGAUCAACGCUCAACCGUCCCAAGCUAAGAAAACAGCACAGAUUGUUCAGAAUAUAUGAGGAAGCCAUCAGGGAAGCAGCAUGACGAGACCCAAGGCAGGACUGCAGAGACAGGUUCAGCCACGACCCGAAGUCCACGACCCGAAGUCCACGACGGGCAGCGUCCGGGAAAACCAAACUUGAAGACUCCAUCCUUGUCUUCUACCUCAGAGCCUGAGUCCUCCACGAUGGUGUUGCCCCCGGCCCACUCCUCCAGGCUAAAGUAUGUGUCUCUGGGGGUCCUGGUGUUUCAGACCACCUCUCUAGUGCUCACCAUGCGGUACUCCCGCACCCUGAAGGAGGACGGCCCGCGCUACCUGGCCUCCUCCGCCGUGGUGUCGGCCGAGGUGCUCAAAAUCCUGGUCUGCACUCUCAUCGUCUUCAUGGAGAACAAUUUCAGCGUGCGGCUGCUGAAGGAGGAGAUUGUGAACAAGCCCGUGGAGACCCUGAAGCUGGCCAUUCCUGCGGGGAUCUACACACUGCAGAACAAUCUGCUCUAUGUUGCCUUAUCCAACCUGGACGCAGCCACGUAUCAGGUUACGUACCAGUUGAAGAUCCUCACCACAGCACUGUUUUCUGUCUCCAUGCUGGGGAAGAGGUUAGGAUUGUACCAGUGGCUCUCCCUACUGUUCCUCAUGGCUGGAGUCACUCUAGUGCAGUGGCCCACAGAGUCUGAAGUGGACUCUGAGCAGGCGGUCCUGUCUGCAGGCUCACAGUUUGUGGGGCUGAUGGCUGUGCUCACGGCCUGUUUGUCCAGUGGCUUUGCUGGAGUUUACUUUGAGAAAAUCCUCAAGGAAACUAAGCAGAGUGUGUGGGUCCGAAACAUACAGCUGGGGUUGUUUGGCUUUGUGUUCGCUAUUGUAGGAAUGACAGUUUAUGACGGCGAGAGGGUUAGAGAAUCGGGAAUGUUUCAGGGUUACAACACCAUCACCUGCACAGUUGUUGCCUUGCAGGCUCUGGGUGGGUUGGUCAUAGCGGUGGUCAUUAAAUAUGCAGACAACAUCCUCAAAGGAUUCGCCACCUCUCUGUCCAUCAUUGUGUCCACACUUAUUUCAUACUUCCUGUUGGAGGACUUCAACCCUACAAGUUUAUUUUUCAUGGGGGCAAUGCUGGUUAUUGCCGCCACAUUCCUCUACAGCAAGGAGCGCAAACCUGCUAAUGGCAGCGCCAUCAAAGUCUAAACUGAGACCUCUGUGAAGUGUGCUACAAGAGAGGAGUGACGUCUGCCACCUGACAUAGACCCUUCCGCAAUAUAUGAACUGUGACAUUAAGUAUGGCGUGCAGGAAUUAUUCAAGCCGGAAAUUUGAAAGUGAUCAAACCUGGCACUGCCAAACAUCUACAAAUGGAGGCUGCUGGGGCUGUAUGUUCUCCAUCAGUUUCCUGACUGAUUGCUGCGUUGUACAAAAGUUGUAAUCAGUAACAAUUACUAAGAAAUAACUUUUUUAUUGAAUUAGUUAGUUUUAAAAUGUUGUUGAUUGCUAAGGUUUACAAUGCUUGUGUGUUAUUAAUUAGCUCAAGCUAUCAAAAUCGUUAAAUUACUUAUUACAUCUUAUACCAAGAGUGGGAAUGACAGAAUACAAGUUAUGGAAAUGAACUGUUAAUGCAAUUUACAGGGAUUACGAUCAAACCAUGUCUUAUAUUUGAAAACUAUUAUUUUAUAUAUUUAAAUAUACUGGUAAUGUAUUUAAAUGUAAUGGGAUGAAGGAAAAGGGGUUUAUACUAAACAAAAAGGGUAUUCAUGGUGCUAGCAGCUCAUGCCUCAGAGGGAGGAAACUCCUCGACAGCUUCCAUCUAGUGGUGGAAUGAGGAGAAAACCUGCUGCAGAGAAAGUGCCUCUGGUCAAAGAUGCUGAAUGUCCUUUUGAAAAUGAGAUGAAAUAAGAUGGGAUAUGGCUGCGUUGACCUUGCUGCUCACAGUCUGAGCAUUUAUAUCAAAAGCACUCAUUCUGAUCUAAAUGAAAUGCAAAUAAAGGUCUUUGUGUGAGAACAAAUGAAUAAAUUAAGGCAUCUUUUUUUAUGUUGAAACAAC
Gymnodraco acuticeps is the source of this 2356-nucleotide messenger RNA. RefSeq names its product solute carrier family 35 member A3b (gene slc35a3b). The record is from RefSeq and is a predicted model, not a curated record. NCBI's taxonomy places the organism in Eukaryota, Metazoa, Chordata, Actinopteri, Perciformes, Bathydraconidae. The transcript has 10 exons. Gene Ontology annotation, biological process: pyrimidine nucleotide-sugar transmembrane transport. Gene Ontology annotation, cellular component: Golgi membrane. Gene Ontology annotation, molecular function: UDP-galactose transmembrane transporter activity. The coding region runs from base 345 to 1508 and encodes 387 amino acids.